Schistosoma curassoni is the source of this 5921-nucleotide messenger RNA. NCBI's taxonomy places the organism in Eukaryota, Metazoa, Platyhelminthes, Trematoda, Strigeidida, Schistosomatidae. The record is from the annotation of a GenBank genome assembly.
GGGUCAUGAAACUAGCGUUUAUAUGAAAAGUAAACAAUAGGCAUAACUACGGCUGUGUAAACGAAACAUCUGUACUCUAAGUAAAAAUAAGUGCGCACAACCUUGUUUUAUGGAUCCGAGAUCACAAUUUAUAUUUUCUACUGCUCAAACAUAUUUCCAGCUGGACAGCAUAAACUUGAAUGAGCUUGAAAAUGAACGACAUGUCAGUAGUUUUUUAGAUUGCCUAAAUAUUUUUACUCUUGCUUGCUACCUCGGAAAAAACGGAAGUUUAUUGUUCUGUAAUGAGAUUGUACAUCAUGACAAUACAAAACAAAUGCUCGUGUUUGUCAAAUUACAACCAACCUACUUAAAUGAGAAAAAUUACAAAACAAACGUUAUGGUUUGUUCAAUUCCUGGUUCUCCAGUUCUUAGUUUCUACACAUCUAUCAGCAAAUUAUUCGCGCCUUUGUUACUAAAAGGUGAUGAUAAAUCAAUGUUACAAGACCCAAAGAUACAGAUAGCUCUGACGAAUCUGGCUGCCGGACUGUCUUCCAUCGUUAGCGAGGGUGAUGGCUCCGAAAACAUGACAAGUAUUUUCACACUCACGGAUGAAGUUAAUUAUUGGCGCAAUAAAUCAAGAUGCUGUUCGAAUAAUAAUGUAGAUGAGAUGAAGCAGUGUGAGGUUUUUGCAUCCCUUCUUGAAAGUCCAGCCAAAGAAUGCAAUCGUAUUGAGUCUUUAUCUCAAUCAGCCUUGGAUUCAAAUAUUGACUCAUUGGGAUUGUCUACUAAUUGUGCUAAUUCCACUCAAAAACAGCCUUCUUUUGGAGUUUUUCUAACAGAUUUAAUUGACAUUCUUGACUCGCUUUUGAUAGAUACGUUGGAUGAACUAUGGAGGUGCACUGAUCCACGGGUAAAACAACCUUAUCCAGAGCACAGGAUGAGCCGACUUAUUGAAAGUUUGAGUUACUGGACAAUACGCAUGAUCCAAGGUUUUCUGGGAAGUGUUCAGACGUUAUCAGAGAAAGCCAAAAUCACCAUCUCAAGUUUAUGGACGUUGCCUUUUGAUGAAGUUAAACAGGCUAUUCAACUAAGCAUUGAAGCAUGCGAACGAUGGAUAAAAUCUACUGAUUUAUUAACUCAACAAUUAUGGCCACGUUAUACACCACAUCCAUGGAAUGGUCCUCUACCAAAUUUGGCAUAUCUAAUCCAGUUUAAAAAUCGAUUGAAUGAAAUACUUAACUUACGAGGUUUAUAUGAACAAUUAUAUUAUUUUACAACACCCAUUGAACAUAAUCAAUUCAACAUGGAUUCUGGAUUACAUAAUAUCAUGUUUAAUACAUUCGAAUUUGACAAUCUUAAACAAGAGACAAUAUCACCAAUAUUAAAACAAUUUAUUAAUCCAUUAGCAUAUAAUCCUUAUACAAUUGAACAAUGGCAAUCUGUUAUACAAUUAAUUGAUAUACGUCUUCAACCAAUUGAAGAAUGUGCAAUUAAUAGAUUUCGAACAAAAUUACUAAGUUUAUCAAAUAAAGUUGAUUCUUCUGGUGUUACUUAUCCCAGUCGAAUGGUUGCAAAUCAAAUUUUGAUGGAAUUCCAGAAAUUUCAAUAUUUAAUUCAUCGUCCUAUUGCUGCAAAAAUUUUACAGUCAGAAAGAGAAUUACUCCUUGGUUAUUUGGAAGUUUCAUUGAAAGAGUUUCAUGAAGAAUUUUUAGCUAAAUCAAAUACUGCAAACUCAAAUCCACAUUAUCAUCAAGAACAAUCACAAAAAAAAUCUUCAACAAUUGUAGUUAGGAAUAUUUCCGAUUGUAUAAAUCAAAUGCUUUGGGGAGGACAGAUGAAAUGUCGUAUACAAGAAGAAUUUAUGCUUGUAAAAUUUCUUUUGUCUGAUUUACAACGUUUCAGUGUAUAUGAACAGGAAGCGCUGAGUUUAAUUGAACAAAUUGAAGACUGGCACAAUGAACAAUUUCAAGCAUGGUCGCGUGAUAGACUCUUAUCACUUUCGACAACAAAGGAAUCAAAUCAAUCCUCAUUAGCAUUUGAUCCAAAUGGUCCUCUGUUGAAUUUAUCUACAGUUGAUGGUCAUUUAGAAGUCGGAUUCCCAGAUGGUUUAGUGCAGUUACAACGAGAAGUGAAACUAUUGUCUGGAUUAGGCUAUCCGAUACCUUACAAACUAAUACAGGCUACAAAUGAAGCUGAAAAGAUAUCACAAUAUGCAGUAAUGUUGAGACAGGUAGCUCAUUUCUAUAAUUCUAUUGAUAGCGAAAUGUUACCAUUUCAAAAACCUUUAAUGCUUAAUUCAGCAUUAGCAUUUGAACGUCUAAUUAAAUCAUAUAAUUGUAAACAAAAUUUCACUAAAGAAAAUUUAUUAAGUUCAAUUACAUGGAAUCAAACAGAACAAGUACAACAAUAUAUUCAACAAUUACAACAAGCAACUCAACAAUUAAUCAGUGAAAAUCGUCGUCUACGUAAAGUACAUUAUAUGCUCAUAGAAAGAAUUAUCAAACUAUUGGAUAUUGAUUUACUACGUAAUCAAUCUAAAUGGAGAAAUGAAUUGAAUGAAAUGCGAUAUCAAUUAUCUGAAAUUGCUACCAAUGGUGGCUAUCCAGCUAAUCAUAUGGCACCAUGGAGAGCAUUUCUAGAUCAUCAAUUAUACAAAGUAUUGGAAUAUCAAUAUAGAAGAGGAUUAGAAGAAAUUAGUGAACGAAUGCCUGAAAUGCGUGUUGAUAUGGUUUAUAUACAAUCAUGUUUAGCAUUUCGACCACCAUUUGAAGAAAUAAAAGCUAAAUACUAUCGUGAAUUAAAAAAGUUCAUUUGUAUUCCGAACAAUUUUCGUGGAUUUAAUGAAUUUAUUCCAUCUGUUGGUGAUAAUUACAGUAAUAAUAAUAGUACAGAUCGUAUGACUACUACUUCCAUAUCUAAUAUGAAUAAACAUAUAUUCUCAUGUAUAAUUGAUAAUCAAGAAAGUGGCUUACGUAUAUGCUAUAAAAAAGCUGAAUUCUUAUUUACUCGACUAUUUGGUAGUUUAGAACAAUUUCAAGAAUGGGUUAUAUUAGGUAGUUUAAAUUUAGACGAUUUUGUGGAUUUACAUUGUCGUGAUUUGGAUGAUUAUGAAAGGAAUUUCAAGGCUCUGAAAAUACGUAGUCGUGAUAUAGAAAAAUUGCCAAAUGAAAUACGUAUUGAUUGUAUUAUAGUGAAUUGUUUACCAGUUAAAAUAGCUAUUGACAGUUUACUUCAGAAUUUAUUCGACACAUUACAAAAUUGUCUACGUAGAUCAAUUCAUGUUGAUUUAGUAGCUGCAGAUGGAUUUUUAACAGAUUCGUUAGAAAAGCUUUCCAGCCGACCUCAAACAAUUGAUGAAUUGAUUGCAGCUAAAUCACAAUACAAUGAGUACAGUAAAACAGUCAAUCAUUUAAAUGAUCAAAUUCAAUGUGCUGAAAGAAAAAAUCAACUACUUUGUACAGUAUCCGGUAAUGGUGUUACAACUAUAGCUGCAGUAAAAACGAAAUGGGAAAAAUUCAAUGCAAUGAUGGAAAGUUUCCAAUUUAUGAUGAAUGAACAAUUAGAAAUUUUAAAGUUAAAUGUUAUCAAUGAAACAAAUGUUUAUUUUAAUAAUUUGGAACGUUUUAAAAAUCGUUGGAAUCAACUUAAACCAGGCAAAAAUGUAUUAGAUUCUAAUAGUAAUAAUAAUGAAUUAUGUCUAUCUGCUGUAACAAUGAUCAAAGAAUAUGAAACUGAAUUUCGUGAAUUUGAAUUGAUACGUCAAAAGUUAAUACGUGAUUAUGAGUAUUUUGAUAUGCCUAAACCAGAAUUUUCAUUGGUUAGUGAAUUAGCCAAUGAUUUAAAUGAUUAUUCACUUAUGUGGUUAGAAUAUGAUAAUUUUUCUAAGGAACUUCAAAACUAUGCCAAAGAAGAUUGGAUAUCAUUUAAAUCACGUUAUUAUGUAUUUGAAGAAUUUCUAACAGAAUGGUCUAAUAAACUUCGUUCUUUACAACCAACUCCAAUGACUGUUCGAUUACAAAAAGAAAUUGAUGGAUUUAUGGAUCUUAUACCUGUAUUGAAAUGGUUAAAAGGUGAUCAUCUAACAAGAGAUCAUUGGUUUGAAUUAUUUCGUUUAAUUGGAUUAUCGAAAGAAUUAAAAUUAGAAAAUUUAUUAUUUGGUGAUUUCUUUCCAAUUAUACCUAAUAUAAUUAGUCAAUCUGAUAAGCUAAAGUCUCUUUCACAACGUGCACAAGCUGAAAUUGUUGUUAGAGAAGCUUUACAAGAAUUAGAUUUAUGGGGUUCUGGUACUACAUUCACACUAACUGAAUAUAUUGAUAGUUCUGGACAAAUUGUGUACUUGGUAAAAGAUUGGAAAGAAAUUGUUAGUCAGGUUGGAGAUAAUCUGGCUCUAUUGGCUUCAUUACAAGAUUCUCCAUAUAUAGAUAAUUUUUUGGAUAGAUCCAAUGCUUGGGUACAACGUUUAACUGACUUGGAUUAUUGUUUGACUAGAUUUCAAUUAGUACAACGUAAAUGGGUUUACUUAGAACCAAUCAUGGGCCGUGGUGCAUUGCCAAAAGAAACUGCACGAUAUGCACAAAUCGAUGAAGAAUUUCGUAAACUAAUUGGUUAUUUGAAAGUAGAUAAUCGUGUUAUUAGUUUAGUUAAUGGUAUGAAAGGUAAAGCUUUGAAGGAUACAUUAAAUAAUUUACAGGUAUGUUACAAUACUUUGUUAAAUCCUUCAAUCUUUCUGGAUUAUUUAUUUUUGAAUUUCCUAUCAAAAAUACAGUAUAUUAUAAUACAGAACUUUUUGGAUUUAAGGACUUGUUGUGGGUAACGGUAUAAUAGUAUUAGAGAAUAACAUCUAAGCGUUAGCCAGAAUCUACAAAUUACUCUGAAUUCUUAAGGAAACGUAUUCGAGUUAGAUGCAGAAACGACACAGAAUCUUGCUCAAUGUGUACUGAUCAAGAUUGCUUGGCAUUUUUUUAUCAUUAGUAUAGUGAUCGAAAAUUAAGAGGAAGAGGGAAACUAAGAUGUGAAAAGCUACACAAAACUGUCAAACAAGACUAGAGAUAUGUAAUAUUUAGAAGAAUACUAUGCUCUUAAUUCAGGUUAAAAUGAAAAUUGAGUGUAUCUGAACUAUUAAAAUUAACUUUGGAUCUAUAUCAAUUGUCUAAAUUAUCAAAAUAAUAAAGAUUGGUUGAGUAACAUGAGAAUUAGAAAAGAAUGAAGUGUAACUUAGUAUGAGAACAGAAAUACACAUAAAUCAGAAUGAGGUAAGUAUAGAGUAGAAUAGAUAAGAGUUGAUUCAUACAAUUGUUCAUAAUGACCAUAGUCGGGAAAAUUGUGGAAAACGUUUUCUCCCUAUAUAUAGUAUGUGAUGUUUUAAUCACACUGUUGUCAGUACAAGAUAACGUUUUCAACACAGUGUUGAUGAACCAGAUGAAAAAUUGAGUGGACACCCAUCUCCGAGAUCAACAGGCUGGAUUCCGUAAGGAUCGAUUGUGCACACACCAAAUUGCAACACCAAGAAUCAUUGUUGAGCAAUCAAUUGAAUGGAACUUGUCACUAUACAUCAACUUAAUUGACUAUGAGAAGGCUUUUGACAGUGUGGAUAUGAGAACUUUGUGGAACUCUCUUCCAGAGUAUGGUGUGCCUCAGAAGAUCCUCAUCAUCAUCAUCAUCCGGAAUUCAUACGAUGGGAUACACUACAAAGUCGUUCACAUAGGACUGCUGACAGACUCAUUGCUAGUGAGGACGGAAGUCAUACAAAACUGCCUACUCUACCCUAACUAUUUCUUCUGUUGGUUGACUGGAUUAUGAAGACCUCAACAUCUGAGAACUACUACAACCAUCAUCAAAAAGUACAAGUACUUAUAAAUAAUUGUUUACACAAGAUACUCAACAUCCAUUUGCCGGAAACUAUCAGCAACAAUCUAUUAUGGAAGAGAACCAGCUUCCAGCUG